AUGUCGUCAAGCGAGAACUCUGUCGAAGUUUCGAAAACCCAGGAAGGUAUCACAACCAUUACCCUCAACCGCCCACACAGGCGCAAUGCAAUCGAUCAUUCAACAGCCGAGAAGCUUUAUCAUGCCAUUCUAGAUUUUGAAAAUGAUGAGACCCAGAAAGUUGGUAUCUUAUAUGGCACCGGAGGAACUUUCUGCGCUGGCUUCGAUCUGCACGAAGUAGCCAAAGCAUCGACUUCUGCUACUCAAGGUAGCGAGGACGGAGAAAGGCAAUACAAAGGACCCAGAUUUAAUGUUGAAGCCGACCGCGUUCAAGGCCGAAAUGCAGGCCCCAUUGGACCCUCUCGUCUCCAGGUGCGCAAACCUCUGAUUAGCGCUGUAGCAGGGUAUGCAGUUGCAGGUGGGCUGGAACUGAGUCUCAUCGCGGAUAUUCGUGUCGCUGAGGACAACGCUAUUUUCGGAGUUUUCUGUCGACGGUUUGGCGUACCACUAAUUGACGGUGGCACCGUGAGGUUGCAGGCCAUCGUUGGCUUGGGUCGAGCGCUGGAUAUGAUCUUGACAGGGCGAGCUGUCACAGCACAGGAGGGUUUGCAGAUGGGGCUUGUGAACAGGAUAGUUGGUAAGGGUGAGGCAUUGGCUGAAGCGACCAAAAUUGCAAGUCAGCUUCUUGCGUUUCCGCAAAUCUGCAUGAACGUUGAUCGGGCGUCAUGUUAUUAUGCUGCCUACGACGCCACUUCAUUUGAAGAUGCAUUGAAGAAUGAAUUCAGGAACGGAGAGAGUGUUAUAAUGCAGGAGGGCGUUCAUGGGGCAGCUUUAUUUGCCGCGGGGGUUGGACGGCAUGGAUCAAACAUAUAA
Messenger RNA from Talaromyces amestolkiae, 852 nucleotides. RefSeq lists its product as uncharacterized. The transcript has a single exon. The record is from RefSeq and is a predicted model, not a curated record. NCBI's taxonomy places the organism in Eukaryota, Fungi, Ascomycota, Eurotiomycetes, Eurotiales, Trichocomaceae. The coding region runs from base 1 to 852 and encodes 283 amino acids. Gene Ontology annotation, molecular function: catalytic activity.